Messenger RNA from Aspergillus ruber CBS 135680, 1252 nucleotides. Its product is annotated as zinc-dependent alcohol dehydrogenase family protein. Bases 65 to 1102 code for a protein of 345 amino acids. NCBI's taxonomy places the organism in Eukaryota, Fungi, Ascomycota, Eurotiomycetes, Eurotiales, Aspergillaceae. The transcript is spliced from 2 exons. The record is from RefSeq and is a predicted model, not a curated record. Gene Ontology annotation, molecular function: oxidoreductase activity.
UAUUUUUCCUAUAUCCUCCAUUUCAAACUAUAUUCUUCCUUCCCAUCUUUUGUCACCGCCCAUCAUGAGCACCCAAACUGUCCUCAGAUUGACUGCCCAGGACACCUGGGAGAAGCUUGCUGAAUAUCAAGAAUCUAUUCCGUCCGCUAGCAAGCACGAAGUCUUGAUCAAAAUUCGGAGUGUUGCCCUGAACUUCCGAGACGUCGCCAUCUCUACUGGGAAGUAUCCAUUUACCGUCAAAGAUCAAGUCGUCCUUGGCUCUGAUGCAGCUGGCGACGUGGUUGGAGUUGGCGAGGGGGUUUUAGGUUUCUCGCAAGGCGACAAGGUGAUCAUUACAUUUGACCCGGCGACGUUGUAUGGUCCCAUGAAAUCUUGGACUACCGGUCUGGGUGGUCCUGUUGAUGGGGUCUUGAGGGAGUACAUCUCCGUCCCUGCCCAUGCUGUUGUCAAAUUGCCGGAAACAUCCACCCUCAGCUAUUCGCAAUGGGCCAGUAUGGUUUGCACCGGGGCUACUGCUUGGAACUCGCUGUAUGGAAUUGCUCCCCUCAAGCCGGGACAGACCGUUCUCUUCCAAGGAACGGGUGGUGUAUCCACCACUGGCCUUGUGCUGGCAAAGGCCGCUGGUGCACGCACCAUCAUCACAUCCUCGUCUGAUGAGAAGCUCAAGUAUGUCAAGGAAAAGUACGGAGUCGACCAUACAAUUAACUACAAGAAAACACCCGACUGGGCCGCCGAAGCACAGAAGAUUACUGAUGGCCAAGGCGUUGACUUUAUCCUGGAGAAUGGAGGCUCUGGAACCAUCAAGCAAUCUAUCGAGGCUAUUGCUUACGGUGGUGUGAUUUCUGUUAUCGGUUUCCUGUCUUCGGCACCGCAGGAGGAGAUGCCAGAUGUUGCAAUUUUGGCGCUGAGCAAGGGUGCUGUUGUUCGUGGAAUUAUGGUCAGUUCAAAGCAGCAGCUUGAGGAGGCUGUGCGCUUUGUCGGCGUUCACGAUCUCCCUUUGCCCGUCGAGAAGUCUUUCAAGUUCGGACGUGACUCGGUUGUGCAGGCUUUCAACUAUCUCACUGGAGGUCAGCAUAUCGGUAAGAUUUGCAUUGAGUUUUAGUGUUGAGCCUCGCUGGGGAAGGGUUUGUGAUACUUGAGUGUUUGUGAUACUGUGAAAUAUAUGUAAACAAGAUUUGUCUGUUCUUUAUGGGCCCAUUCCAAUAGAUUAAACACAUACUAUAAAUAAGCCUAAUUCGAUAGAUGUCAUAAG